Geodia barretti is the source of this 432-nucleotide messenger RNA. The record is from the annotation of a GenBank genome assembly. Lineage: Eukaryota; Metazoa; Porifera; Demospongiae; Tetractinellida; Geodiidae.
AUGACGCUGCCCGGAACGCCACCGGUCGCCACAGACCUGGUGCAUCACAUCGGAAUUGCCGUAUCCAGCCUCGACGAGAGCAUCGAGUUUUACCGUGGCCUGUUUGGAUUCAAGCCAGGCAAGGUCAUCGUCCGGGAGGAUAUCGGCGUGCGCGGGUGCUUCGUGCCCGUUGGCGAGACCAACCUGGAGCUUCUGGAAGGAACCAGCCCGGACAGCCUGAUUACCACUCACAUCGCGAACCGGGGUGAAGGGCUGCACCACGUCUGCUUCGAGGUGGAGGAGAUCGCCGACAAGCUCAAGACGCUGGAUGAGUUGGGUGUACGCCUGAUCGACAAGGUGCCCCGCACAGGGCUUAUGGGAGGCGACAUCGGGUUCAUGCACCCGUCGGCGGCGCGGGGUGUCUUGAUAGAACUGGCCCAGCACGGCCAUUAG